GGGGGCGCCUUUGCCGCAGCCUCCAUUUCUCCCUCCCUCCCUCCUUGCAUCGGCCGCCGUUGCGACGCCCGAAGCCCGAAGCCGCCGGAUGACGGCGCGGGGAUGGUGGCUGACUGGCUCCGGGGCCGGGCGAGACGCUAGAUCCGCCGUGCACCGACCGAGAGGGGCACUACCCCUUCCCCCCCCCCCCGCCCCGGCCCCCCCGAUUGCGGCUGCAGGGAUACAGUCGGGAGGAUGGAGCGGGGCUGGGUUUACCUUCCGCCUGGCUUGAUCGAGCGAAUGACUUAAAGGGCGGCGUGGGGGGGGGGGCAACCCUGUGACAUUUCCCCCGUUCGUUUGAAAGCCGCCUUCGUUCCGGAGUUGCCGUUUGGCAUGAAGGACGCCCUGGGCCAGCCCUGCGGGGAUCGGCUCCUGGAGCCCAGCCCGUCCACGUGAAGCUGGCCGGCGCUGGGAGUCUGAGCUGUGCAGAAUAACGGGGGGGGGGGGGGCAGCAGGCGCAGGACACAUUCCAGGGGAGCAGGAGUUGCGGCUCUGGCUUCCCCAGCCCGGGGGGCAUUUCCCCUCCGCACGCCGCGGCUACCGCACCCGGACGGUUCUCUCCAUCUCUUCUCCACCUGCGGGGCACUAGGAAGCCUUCCUGAGCCGGCACCUUUCCGUCACACCCAGCUUUGCGGCUGCCACUUGUCCUGCACGCUCCCCGCUUGGGCUUGAGACCACAACCCCCCGGGGGACGUGGGAUGUGCUCUCACCUGCAGCCACCUCCCAUCCCAAGCCACCUUUGCAUCUCUAGCCGGCAGCCUCCACACAUACCACCCCUCAUUUGCCAAGCUGCAGCUGAAGCGGCCACACUGGGAGUUUGAUGGCUUCUUUGAGGCGAGUCAAAGUUCUGUUGGUGUUGAACUUGAUUGCCGUGGCUGGCUUUGUCCUCUUUCUGGCCAAGUGUAGACCCAUCACCGUCAAGAGCGGGGAUUCCUUCCAUGAAAUUCAUCCCAGGGCAGAAGUGGCCAACUUGACAGCCCAUGGCAUCAGCCCUAUCCAGGAUGCAGUACUGAAAAGGCUCUCCCUUCUAGAAGAUAUAGUCUACAGGCAGCUAAAUGGUUUGUCUAAGUCGCUUGGUCUCAUUGAAGGCUAUGGUGGGCGUGGUAAAGGUGGGCUUCCUGCCACCCUUUCCCCAGCAGAGGAAGAGAAAGCUAAGGGGCCACACGAGAAAUAUGGCUAUAAUUCCUACCUCAGUGAGAAAAUUUCACUGGAUCGUUCCAUACCGGAUUAUCGUCCAACCAAGUGCAAAGAGCUGAAAUAUGCGAAAGAUCUGCCCCAGAUUUCCAUUAUUUUCAUCUUUGUGAAUGAAGCAUUGUCAGUGAUCCUGAGGUCCGUGCACAGUGCUGUUAAUCACACGCCAGCCCACCUCCUGAAAGAGAUUAUCCUGGUGGACGACAACAGCGAUGAAGAGGAAUUGAAGGCACCUCUGGAAGAGUAUGUCAACAAACGAUACCCGGGGCUCGUGAAGGUGGUGCGCAACCAGAAAAGAGAAGGCCUUAUCCGAGCUCGCAUUGAAGGUUGGAAAGCCGCUACUGGUCACGUCUCUGGAUUCUUUGAUGCCCAUGUGGAAUUCACUGCUGGCUGGGCUGAGCCAGUUCUUUCACGAAUCCAAGAAAACCGGAAAAGGGUUAUUCUUCCAUCCAUCGACAAUAUCAAGCAGGACAACUUUGAGGUGCAGCGUUAUGAGAACUCUGCCCAUGGAUACAGCUGGGAGUUAUGGUGCAUGUACAUUAGUCCUCCCAAAGAUUGGUGGGAUGCUGGUGACCCUUCACUGCCGAUCAGGACACCUGCUAUGAUUGGCUGUUCGUUUGUUGUAAACAGGAAGUUCUUUGGAGAAAUAGGUCUUCUGGAUCCUGGAAUGGAUGUAUAUGGAGGAGAGAACAUAGAGCUAGGAAUCAAGGUGUGGCUUUGUGGUGGCAGCAUGGAAGUCCUGCCAUGCUCCAGAGUCGCUCACAUUGAACGCAAGAAGAAGCCCUACAACAAUAACAUUGGUUUCUACACCAAGCGGAAUGCUUUGCGAGUAGCCGAAGUGUGGAUGGACGAUUACAAGUCUCAUGUUUACAUUGCGUGGAACUUGCCACUGGAGAAUCCAGGCAUUGACAUUGGGGAUGUCUCGGAGAGAAAAGCAUUAAGAAAAAGCUUAAAGUGUAAGAAUUUCCAGUGGUACCUGGACCAUGUUUACCCAGAAAUGAGGAGAUACAAUAAUACUAUUGCCUAUGGGGAGCUUCGAAACAACAAAGCAAAAGAUGUAUGCCUUGACCAGGGUCCACAGGAGAACCACACAGCAAUACUGUAUCCAUGCCACGGCUGGGGACCUCAGCUUGCCCGCUACACCAAGGAGGGAUUCCUUCAUUUAGGGGCCCUUGGGGCCACGACUCUCUUGCCAGAUACCCGCUGCCUGGUGGAUAACAUGAAAAGCCGGCUCCCUCAGCUCCUUGAUUGUGAAAAGGUCAAGAGCAGCCUCCAUAAACGCUGGAAUUUCAUACAGAAUGGUGCGAUCCUGAAUAAGGGGACUGGGCGCUGCUUGGAAGUGGAGAGCAAAGGGAUGUCCGGCAUUGAUCUAAUUCUUCGCAGCUGCACAGGACAAAGAUGGACAAUUAAAAACUUCAUCAAGUAAAGGUGUAAGGGCCAGAGCAGUCUGAAGAGCUUCACUCACAACACAAGUGACUUGGACCAAUCAGACAGGGAUCCUUUUCACAGCUUUGGAAAUAAAUAUAAAAACAGAGCUUUAUUCACGGUAUCAGGAGAGGACCUUGGGGGAAGUGGGCAUUUGUGGGGUUUUUUUAUUGUAUAUUAGUCUCUCACAGCUGAUUCCAACUGUGUGAAAUUGCGUCAGAACUGUUAGUUUCAUCUAGCAAGAGCUCUCAAGGUAUCAUUUAUUUCUGCUGGAAUGAAGCCUGUGCAGUCUUAUGGAUGGUUUAUUGACAGGGAAGUGCUGCUUUCACAAAUGAUUUGAAGGUCUUAGCAAGGGCCAUCAAGGUUUAUACCAGGACCAGAAAUAAGAGACCUUGGACAAACCCACUUGUCAAGCAAGAACAUUUGUCUGUCUAAAACAGAAAAAGAUUGCCAAGUGUGGAAGCCUAAAGUGAGCUGAGUUAAAGUCAUUAGGUAUUUUUAAGUGUCUCCUCUCUCCUAUCCACCUUCUUCUUCAGCCUGGGACAGGCAUGCUUUAAAGUGACCGGUCUCAAAGGCAUCUCCAAAUAGCCCAUUGAUUUCCCUCUCCCAACAGCAGGAUACCAACUAUACAUACAAAAUGAUGGGGUCUCAAGUAGCUGUUACAACUCAAGAAAGAGAUUUUGGCAUCAUCAUGGAUAGUUCUCUGAAAACAUCUGUUCAAUAUACUGGGGCAGUCAAAACAGCUAACAGGAGGUCAGGAACCAUUAAGGAAGGGAUAGAUAAUAAGACAGUCAAUAUCAUAAUGCCAAUACAGAAAUCCCUGGUGCACCCACUUCUUGAAUACUGUGUCCAGUUCUGCCCCCCCCAUCUCAAAAAAUAGACAUUAGAAUUGGAAAAGGUACCAAGAAGGGCAACAAAAUAUGAGGGGUGUAGAACAGCUGGCAUAUGAGGAAAGAUUAAAAAGACUGGGACCGCUCAGCUUAGCAAAGAGACGACUAAGGGAGGAUGUGGAGAAAGUGAAUGAGGAUGUGUGAUUUACCCCUGCGCAUAACACAAGAACCAGGGGGGUCACCCAAUGAAAUUAAUAAGUAGCAGGUUUAAAACAAAUAUAAAGAAGUACUUCUUCACACAAUACAGUCAACCUGUGGAACUCAUUGCCGGGGGAUGUUGUGAAGGCCAAAAAUAUAAGUGGGUUCAAAUAAGAAUUAAAUAAGUUCCUGGAGGAUACGUCCAACAAUGGCUGUUAGCCACAAGGGUCAGGGAUGUAACCUUGUGCUCUAAGUGUCCCCUAUAUUCUGUUUGCAAGAAGCUAGCACGGAAUAACAGGGAUGGCUUACUUGAUAAUUGCCCUGUUCAGUUCAUUCCCUCUGAAGCACCUGGCACUGGCCACUGAUGGAAGACAGGAUACUGGGCUAGAUGGAGCAUUGGUCUGACCCAGUGUGGCCAUUCGUAUAUCCUUAUCUCAUACCAAUUCUUUCAUUAAACUAAAUCAGUUGAAAUAAAAAAAAUAUGAUCUUCUGUUGCUUCCCCCUCCACUUAACAUGCAUGCCUCCUCCAGCAACAGCAAAACCCUGCUUCAGUCUAUAAGGCUGUUUAAAAUAGUUAUCUCCUGUACCUUCUACUUUCUAACAAUUGCACUAACCCACCACAUGCAGAAUGGAUCUCCUUUUCCCACGCCUUUGCCAAAUGGCAGCCAAAUCCCACCACCACCCUCCUGAAUGUGUUCUUCUCUAAAAACGCCUUCCAGUUUUCCCCCCAAAGUGAGUGCAGCUCUUUCACACUGAUUUCAAAUGACUACCCCAUUACAAAAAGAAAAGGAGUACUUGUGGCACCUUAGAGACUAACAAAUUUAUUUG
Messenger RNA from Dermochelys coriacea (leatherback sea turtle), 4511 nucleotides. It is a transcript of the gene GALNT17, whose product is annotated as polypeptide N-acetylgalactosaminyltransferase 17. The record is from RefSeq and is a predicted model, not a curated record. Gene Ontology annotation, cellular component: Golgi apparatus. The transcript is spliced from 11 exons. NCBI's taxonomy places the organism in Eukaryota, Metazoa, Chordata, Testudines, Dermochelyidae. Bases 860 to 2656 code for a protein of 598 amino acids.